AGCUAUCACAGCCUCCUGUUUCAUUUCUCAUCUACAAACCAGUGUGUUUGCGUCUUUAUAUAUAGACCAACUCAUAUGCCAAUUCCUUCAUCAAAUCCGAAAUUCCUCAAAAACCUCUCAUAUCUAUCACUCAAGAUCAUUACCAAAUUUAAAGAAAGAAGAAGAAAAAAGAUGAGUUCGACAAGUAGAGCUUGGAUUGUAGCAGCAAGCGUUGGGGCUGUAGAGGCACUGAAAGAUCAAGGGUUCUGUAGAUGGAACUACGCCAUGAGAUCCAUACACCACCACGCCAAGAACAAUCUGAGGUCUUACUCUCAAGCCAAGAAACUCUCUCCCUCCUCCUCCGCCGUGGUUUCGAGUAAAAUAAGGGAAGACAAGGCAAAGCAGUCAGAGGAGUCUCUCAGCAAAGUCAUGUACUUGAGCUGUUGGGGUCCCAAUUGAAACCCCCAAAUGAAUUGAUAUAUUUUCUCUGUCUACCUAUUAGAUGUAGUUUUGAGAAUUUUGUUUUUCCGAGAUUCAAUCGUAA
Messenger RNA from Camellia sinensis, 523 nucleotides. Lineage: Eukaryota; Viridiplantae; Streptophyta; Magnoliopsida; Ericales; Theaceae. The record is from RefSeq and is a predicted model, not a curated record.